Messenger RNA from Closterium sp. Naga37s-1, 1146 nucleotides. The record is from the annotation of a GenBank genome assembly. Lineage: Eukaryota; Viridiplantae; Streptophyta; Zygnematophyceae; Desmidiales; Closteriaceae.
AUGUCAUGGCCUUUGCUGAUACAAGCGCUCUUUAUUAACUGCCCUGCCCCUCUUCCCUGCCCCUCUGCCCUGCCCCUCUGCCCUGCCCCUCUGCCCUGCCCCUGUGCCCUGCCCCUCUGCCCUACCCCUCUGCCCUGCCCCUCUGCCCUGCUCCUUUGCCCUGCCCCUCUGCCCUGCCCCUCUGCCCUGCCCCUCUGCCCUGCUCCUUUGCCCUGCCCCUCUGCCCUGCCCCUGUGCCCUGCCCCUCUGCCCUGCCCCUUUGCCCUGCCCCUCUGCCCUGCCCCUCUUCCCUGCCCCUCUGCCCUGCCCCUCUGCCCUGCCCCUGCUAAUGAGCAGGUGGACAUCGGCGAGGUGAAGCUCCUCGUCGAUAAACUGAAGCUGAAGCUGGCGCAACGUUACGUGGAGAACCGCGCAGACUAUGGGACCCCGAAGAGCAAGCACCUGCAUGCUUUUCUCGAGAAGCACGGCAGCCCUGACAAGCGCGAGAUCACCAUCCGCGGCCUCGACAAGCAAGGGACCGCAUGCACCAUCAAAGACAUACUGCAUGAAAACCCCAUCGGCAAAGACAAGAAGACGGACCUGGAUUCGUGCAUCAAGCUGGGGCAGGAGUUUGCGCAGGAGUUGAUCGCAAAGCUGGACUACCGCCUUGGGGACCUGAAGCAUUUUGACGGGGCAAAACUCUUCAUGCCAAUGCACUACCCGCCGCGCCCUGCUGACCGUGAAGGAUGGCUCAACGUCCACCUCUACGAACUCCUUGACAUGUUCAAGGAGAAGCUGCCCGGUGUCACGUACCAGGAGUGUGAGCUGGAGAUGGAGCUCUUUGCUGCCACAAUGUUCAAGAAGUUCAAGGACCUGACUUUCCAGCAAGCCCUCACUAACGUGCUACGCACCUCAGACUGGGGGGAUGAUUACCCCACCCUCGUGCACUUGUGGCGUGCACUUGCUGUCCUGCCCCUUAGCACUGUUGAGUGCGAAAGGGGCUUCAGUAGGCAGAACAUAAUAAAAUCAUGGGACAGGACUGCUCUUAGUGAUGUUAAGCUAGAUCAGCUGAUGACUGUGAAGAUGCUAGACUAUCCUGUGGAGUGGGUAGAAGUGCACAAGAUCUUCACUGCUGCCAAGGCUAGGAAGCCUUCUAAGCGUGCAUAG